This is a messenger RNA of Symbiodinium sp. CCMP2592, 6516 nucleotides long. NCBI's taxonomy places the organism in Eukaryota, Dinophyceae, Suessiales, Symbiodiniaceae. The record is from the annotation of a GenBank genome assembly.
AUGACCUACGACCGGCCACUUGUGGCCAGCUGGGACAAGGAAGCGGAGGUCGUGCGCCACGCAGCUGGUCUCAGCAGCAUGGAGGCCCGCAGCCGGGGCCAGCGGCGGCGUUGCGGAGAGGAGCUUGCCUUCAAUGAUUCUUUGGUGAUCGCCGAGCAUCGCUUCGAGUAUCGGCGGCCAGGGGGCGACUUCCCUGCUCCAGCAAAUGCAGAGUCUGCUGCUGGUGCUGUGGAGUUCCUCCUGCAUCAUGCACACGGAAUGAAGGAAAGAUUGGAGACGCCGCGCAUCUUAUUGGUGGAGCUGCAGUGUGGCUGGGGGUACCGUGCAGUUGCCCUUGGCCACCUCCUGCAAUCCCAUCUCACAUUGGUCGCAAUGGAGGAGAAUGACAAGCUGGUAGAAGCCGCCCGAGAGAAUUGUUCUCGCAAUUCGGCACCUGUGCCUGUGCACAAGGGUGGGGUCCAUGACCUUCAGUAUCUUCUCGAGGACGGCAGUGUGCCCCAUGCUCUCAUAACCUCGUCUUCAAGGUCUGCCGGUUUGGGGGAGGAUCUCUACAGUUACAUCUCACAAAUUCAGGUCAGGGAGCUCCUCUACAUCUCUGCUGGACGCGUGUCAUCUCAACAAGACUUGCCCAAGCUGCAGAAGUUGGGUUUUGAGGUCCGAUCUUUACAAGUUGUGGACCCCAUGCCGGGUACAGAUCACGUAGAAAUUCGCGCGCAUUUGAGACGUGACGACGCCACAGACUUCGUGGGCCCAGCAGUCGUGACCCAGGGUCUUGCGAGCGCGUGCUGGUCGAAGUGCGAGUGGCUUUGUGGCAGUUGUGAAAAUCUGGUAUUCCGAAGGCACAUUCGGCAGUGUCCUCGAUGUGGUGGCCUCCGUGACCUUGAAGCUGCCGCACGCCUGCAGCAGAAGGCAGAGUUAUCUACCGUCAUCAAGGCCGUGCAAAAGGAUCCUGAUCUGAGAGAGAAGUGGCUGGAGCACUGCAAGGCAGCCGAACUUUCCAAAAACCCAAUGCUAAACAAACACAGCUCCAACCACGCCUUUUUGAUGAAAAAUGUCGAUUCUUCGAGCUUGGCACCAUACCACGGUGUGUUGCGUAAGCAUGGGAUUUUCCUGAGUUCCGAAGUGGUGGUUGAAAGUGAAGAGCUGCCCUCCGCUAGCACAAGCAGAUCUUCCCCUCGCAAGCUCCUCAUCGUGUCUGCAAAGACAGGAGAUUGGGCCCUGCAAGUCGUGGCAGAGGUGUCGCAGAGUCUGCGAACAAAGAGCAGCAAGAGCAUUUUCCCGCAAACUGCAUAUCCUUCGCAGUGGAUUUGGGCAAGCUUUGAUAAGAAAUCUCAAGGGCCACCAAAGAUGAACCAAGAUGCGCCGCAGUGGCACUGGGUAGACAUCAAAAAUGCCGACAAUACCUUGGGCACCCAGUGCGAGGUGUGUGUGCUGGUGUGCAUUCCCCACCUUCAAGCCGAUGCCCUUGGGGCUUUAUCAGGUUUGGUUGUUGGAGGUGGUUUACUUGUUUUGGUUAUGACGGAGCAUGCUGAAGUUAAUCAUGGGCCACGCAGAUCCGUACCAAAGGCAGUCGGUGAGUAUUGCCCCAGCAGGAAGCUUUUCUGCAGAACGCCGUUCGACAUCCGGUUUGGCAAGAUACUUCAGGAUUGUCCACACACUCACUUGGACCACGUGAGCGGCAUACACAAACACGUGCCGAAGGCUCCGCGGUCUGUGGACGACUGCAGCAGUCGCAAGUGUCACCCCGACCAAGGCCCCGAUACACGUGAUGUUGCCUCAUCGCCUGCCGAAGCGGCCAGUCCCCUCUCCAGCAUUCUGUGUCUCUGCAAGACUGCGGAGCAAGCUGCCGCUGUCGAAGCCAUCGCCGCAGCUGCGACACAAGGCUCGCUGCUGGCCCUGCUAGCACCGCGCGGCAGAGGGAAGAGCAGCGCACUGGGCAUUGCGGCCGCCGCUCUUCUGACACAGAUGCGCUCCAUUGUCGAGGCUCAGCUUCUACAGGCAAACUUUCAGGCUUUUGUUUGGCAAGACUGCCUGGGAGGGAUUGACCUGGUGAUGGUCGAUGAGGCUGCUGCGCAGCCAACUUCAGCGAUGGAACGCUUCUUCGAAGCUGCGCAUGCUAUGCAAAACUUGGGCGUCGUCGUAGCUGGGACGGUACAUGGAUACGAAGGCACGGGCCACGGACUCCUGCGUGCUCUGGAGCGGGCAGAACUCAAGGGAAUGCCUGUGGCGCGCUUGAAGAUGGAGACUCCAAUCCGAUGGCCUUUGGGCGACCCCGUUGAAAAGCUGGUGGCGGAUGCUCUUCUGCUUGAUCCCGAGCCGUUGCCUUUGCCCACUGCUACUGUCGAUGCGGAAACAGAUGUUGAAAUCGAACGAAUCCGUCGUCAAAGCCUGAUAAGCAGCGAAGAGAUUAUCCGAGAAGUGUAUGGGUUGCUUGCAGUUGCCCAUUACCGGACUCGUCCGGCAGAUUUGAGACUGCUUCUUGACGAAACUCGGAUGGAGCUUUUUGCGAUUUGGACACCGUGCGGCGGUCACCGCAGACUGCUGGCAUGCGCGCUUCUACUGCACGAACAGCGAGGCGGGCUUCGAAGGCACGAUUUGCUGGCAGAAGCUCUCCUUCCAGCCGGGCAGACGCAUGAACGUGCUUUGUGCAUCAGCCCAGCAUUCUUGCGUGUGGCGCGCUUAGCGGUGCAUCCUGAGGUGCAAGGCAAGGGUCUUGGUCACAAGCUGUUGGGUGGAAUCAUCAGAGAUCUGUCGGCGCGUGGCGAUGGCCGGGCUGACGUGCUGGGUGCCAUCUUCAGCAGCAACCCACGACUGUUGAACUUCUGGACUUCGGCCGGCUUUGCGCGAGUUCCACUAUCCAAGAAGACGGGUUUUGAAGCCUCCAGCUGCCUGGUUAUCCAGCCUCUCUCAGACACUGCAACUCGCUUCUGCGCCUUCUUGGCAUCAACCGCACCGGAAAAUGCUCCCGUUGUCUCCGCACGUGUUGUUUCUACAGUUCCACGGUUUGUACUUCAGAUUGCUUCGGUGCAGAGUCCUUGUAUGGAGGAUGCAGAACAGGAGAACACAGAGCAGCUGAAGGAAUACGAGGCUCAGAAAUUCAUUUUUACCCGGGCCUCUUCCUUGACGAUGUUCCCAACCAAGAAGGGUGUGAACAUAUCGUCGGAGAACUCACCCUUCGCAAAGGUCAGAACAAAGAUGGUCCCGGUGCAGCCUCAUAACACCUUUGCAACCGCGGUUGAUGUUGAGAUCGCCACACCAGAAAUCAUCGUCUCAGUUUAUCUUUUGUUGUACGUUCCACUGGCAAUGGCUUGGGCAUACUUUGCGCACUAUGGAUACCAAGAGAAACACUACUUGAUCCUUGUGCCCUUCACGCUCUGUGCCUUUACAGUCGGCUUAGACCUGGUGAACCAGUCUCUGUCGACUCUGACAGCCGCUCCCAUGGCUUUGACGACGAUACAAGCAGGAUUCUGUUUUGUCAUUACUGCUCUCUGGACGCUAGGAUGUCAGGUUUAUGCCAGCUUUGCUGGCCGAGUCAGCCAGGCCCAGGAUCAAAGCUCGAAAGUACCCUCUGAGCUUUCAUUGUACCCACUGUCUUGGGGCGCAUUGUCUUACCCGCUCCUUAGAUGGACGCCAGCAGCCUUGUGGUUCGUGGCAUACCAGCUCAUCAACCAUGAGGUGUCGUUGUACUGCUCACUGUCCGAGCGGACGGUUUUUCUGAACCUCUGCCCGCUCUUCGCUUUGUUCAUCGAGCCUUUGGUGCUCCCGUCGAACAUCUCCAGAGGCUUCAACGUGACAUUUUCGUCGAAGAUGGCACUGAUCACCAUGGCCUUUGGUGCCCUCCUGUUUAGUCUGCAAUACGCGGAAUUCUCUGCAAAUGGGGCACGAGCAGCUGGACUUCUCGUGGCCGUUGUUCUGCCAUAUAGGCUCCUCCAGCGGAUGCUCUUGACCGAAUGCAAGGAGGCGCCCGCGACCCUGCUGUGCGCAUUCGAUGGUUUGCUCCUAACUCUGCCGGCCGGAGUCCUCACCACCGUCAAUGAGCGAUUUUUUCUGGAAGCCUGGAACGUCUGGCUUCACAAUCCGUCAAUCAUGCUGAUGCUGGCGUUGUCCGUGUUCGCCUUCGUGGGCAAUCACUUGGCAGUGCUCUAUCUGCUGAAGGCUACGUCGGCCACGUCCACCCUCGUUUUUAGCAAUCUUUCGAACUUCAUCGUGGUGUUCGAGGGCAUCGUAUUCUUUUCAGAUCCAGUCCUGCAGGCUCCGCUCGUCAUGGCCGGUAUCAUCUUCAGCCUCUUCGGAGGUGUUUGGUACGUCCUCUGCUUACAGGUUGUCGAUUCUUCGGCCUGGGUAGGCACGUUUGUUUGGAGCUACUUGCUGCAUCGGCCCGUCUCGACCUGUUUGCUGUCCGAGGCGGUCGAGCAGCAAGAGUCCCGGAAGAGCUCUCAGGAUUCCACCCCCGGAUCGGAUACUGGAGUGACUGUAGUGUCUGGAUCGCUAGUGUCCGGUUUCAGCGCCGUGGCAAGCGCUGCUCAUGGCGCCCCGCAAUUCAGCGGUGCUCAGUUUUGCAUGGCUUUUCUGGGUGAGAGCACGCCCGGUGGAGCCUCGGGGAUGCCGGACACGGAUGUGCUGUCUCUGCUUGUGGCUGGUGCUGGUUGCGAGGAUGUGAACGGAGUUUAUGAGCCUGAGGGCGCUCUCUGUGAGGGUUGCCCAGUCUACGGCAACCUAAGCGAUUUCAGCUUGAGCGUCUGUCAGGGCCCAGCUGCUGACACGGGCGAGCUGCAGUGGGGAUGGAUUCUUGGAAGGUCAGGCGUGCCAGCUUAUGGCUGCCCUACGGAUGCCAAGGAAGAGCUACCUUUGCAGGGAUGGCAGCCCUUCGAGGGCGAUGAACCUGCACCGACCUUGCGAUGGCUAAGAAGUGCCGAUGCCAUGGCGGAAGGCUAUGCGCAGGAAGCUCGUCGACGAGCGGCUUCCGGGACCAUUGAGAAUCAGAGACUAGCAGUCAAGGCAUUUCGCCAGUCUUUGCAGAUUGUGACGAAGCAAGCAGACAGGACGCAGCGAGCCUUGCUUCACACUGAGCUGGCUGCAUUACUUCGUGCCUUGAGCCGCGAAGACCAAGCUUUGAAAGAGGUAGGGGCAGCGCUACAACUGCGGCACGGCCUGCCAGAAGCCUUGCUCCUCAAGGCCCACUUGCUCAACGCUGCGAGCAAUGAAGGUGCAGCAGCCUUGGCUGCGAAGCAGUGCUGGAUACAGAUCGAAACCGUGGACCAGAAGGCUGAUAGCAACACACGAAGGCUACUGCGAGAGUGCAAGGAACUGCUGAAAGAGCUCGGCGAGCCAUGUGAUGGAUUGCUACCGAAAGCCUGGCCGGUCAGUGUCUGCGCAGCUGAAGCCCCCAAGAUGCUGCAUGGCGGCGUGAUGGAUUUUUGCAUUGAGGCUGUAGAGCUGAAAGGCUCCAGCGUGGCAGAAAGCGAGGGUGUCUACGAGCCUUCGAGGAAAGUGUCCAACGGAUUUCCCGUCUUCGAGAACCGAUUCGGCUUUCAGCUAUCCAUGGAAGUGCAAGCAAACAAGGCGGGUGAUGUGAGUGCGGGCUGGAUCGUCGGCAGGAAGAACGUGGGCUUUUUUGGGACCAGGCAACUGCUGGCAAAUCAGCUUCCAUCGAAUGACUGGAGCUGCUUCCCAGCAGCCAGCAAGGAAUCGGCUCCAACUCAGUGCAGCAUCAAGACAACUCAACUGGAAGAGGACCUUGGGUGGGGUCAUUGGGCGCGUCUUGGAAACUAUGGUGGUCCUGCCGAAGCUGCAAGAAUCCUGCCCGCAUGUGUCAAUCGACUGGGAAGAGGUGGAGACUUGCGGAAAGCAGCCUGGGCAUUGACUGAACUGGCUGGAGCUCUUCGGCAGCUUGGGCAGCCUGCUGAUGCCUCUAUUACAGCUAGGAAGGCCCUGGCCACUUGCCCAAGCUUGUCACAGGCCUAUUUGGAGUUGGCGUGCUGCCUCCAGCACCAAGGCCAGAAAGACGAGGCCGCGGACAUUCUGCAGGCGCUGCUGGCGCAGCAGCCCAACGACGGACGAGCUAAGGAAGCAUUGCGAUCGCUGGGGUUUGAUACUUCCUGUCCAAGAGACAUUCCUGGCGAAGCGCCGACAGACGAGAGCAAGCAACGGGCGAAAGCUUCCAAAAGUCCGGAAAUCUCGGACUUCACUCUCGAAGAUCAGAAAACUGAAGUCCAUGCACAUUGGGUUCUGGGACCUCUCCGGAAGGCAAAGGACAUCCUGGUGCGCUUCCAGGAGCAGAGGCUUCUUGUGGCAGUCGGGGAAGACACGCUUUUCGAGGGUGAGCUGGCACACCGGAUAAGACCGUCUGACUCAAGCUGGACUUUCGCAACUCCUGACCUUACUGUGACGCUUUGCAAAUGGUCUGAAGAAGGGAGGUGGCCAAGAUGGGAAAUGCUGCACAAGGAGGAUCCCACGGAGCGAUUGCAGCGGCUUGGUGGGUUGCCCUUCGAUGCCAAAGCCAUCCAUUGGAUAUAG